AUGUCCGACGUGGAAGACGCAGCCUCUUCCCUGGUAGCAUCAUGGAACUCUACCCUAUCGUCCGUCUCAGUCAAAGCUGUAGGAUCUCAAAUUGCUUUGAUGACUGGAAUAUCCCUCGGUACGAUCCUCGCAUUUAGUUUCUUUAGACCUAGAGAGAAGAAGGUUUACGCACCAAAGAUUAAAUAUCAAUUACCUAGACCUGCUGAUCCGGCUGAUGAUCCGGAUUACGAACCUCCCCCGCCACCUAUAUCGAAUGGUUUUUUCGCUUGGUUCAGUCCUGUCAUCAGAUUAAAAGAGGAACAGAUGAUAGCUAACGUCGGUCUCGACGCUACCACUUUUCUUCGGUUUCUCCGUAUGCUCAGAAACAUAUUCUCCUGCAUCACCGUCCUUGGUGUAAUCCUUUUGGUCCUUAAUAUCAUAUAUAACCUCAAAUACGUUGAGAGUAAAGAUAGGAACGCAUUGAGUUUGUUGACCAUUCAGAAUGUCAGAGGAUCGUGGAUGUGGCCUGCUUUGGGUGUAAGCUAUUUGAUAAAUGCUAUCGUCAUGUAUUUCGUUUGGCGGAAUUGGCAAGCCAUGAUUCAACUGCGAAUGAGAUGGUUCAGAUCGCCAGCUUAUCAGACUAAAAUUUACUCUAGGACCUUGAUGGUCACUCAAGUAAGAAAAGAUUACAGAAGCGACGAAGGAUUGGUAGCUCUUAUGGGUCUACUCAAGGUUGAUGGUAUCAAAAUUGGCCCUGAGAUCGACUGUACAUCAAUUGGUAGAAGACUGGAGGAUUUCCCAGAGAUGGUAGAAGAUCACAACAAAGCUGUUGCAGAGUUGGAGGAACACCUGGUGAAAUACCUUAAAAACAAUCAAAUGGCCAGCAAGAGACCUCAGAUUAGGAAAGGUGGUUUCUUGGGAAUGGGAGGUGUCAAAAAAGACGCAAUCGACUACCAUGCCAAAGAGAUUAGGUUCCUGAGGGAGAAGAUCGACACUAAGCGUCAAGCCAUAGAUUCACUCUUGAAAAAGGAAAGACAUGCUAGGAAGAAGGGUGGUAAUGGCAACAGGAUUGAAGGUGAAAACUACGGUUUCGUUACCUUCAAAACCAUUGCCGAAGCCCAUCGAAUCGCUCGUGCUCACCAAGGGAAAUUGAAAGAAUUACAUGGAGCGCAAUUGCACCUUGCCCCUAUGCCUCAAGAUAUCGUGUGGGAGAACAUCUCGAAGGAUUCAGCCGAGGUUGGAUCUAGAAGGACGUUCGGUUUCAUCUUCAUUGGAAUCAUCUGUUUCUUCUACACUGUUCCUUUGCUGGUGGUAUCAUUGCUUGCCAAUCUGAGUGCUUUGACACUUUAUGUAGGAUUCUUGAAUACUUGGAAGAGUGCCGGGCAAUGGGGUAACUGGACAUUUUCCCUUGUUUCUGGUAUCUUGCCGUCAAUUAUCUCUUCAGGUUUCGGCUAUUUCCUGCCCUUCAUCAUGAGACGAAUCAGUAAAUACCAAGGUGCUCCCACGCGAUCUCGACUUGACAGAGCGGUCACAGCGCGAUAUUUCUUCUUCGUGAUCAUCUGUAACGUGGUCAUCUAUUCGUUACUGAGUGUCAUCUACACCGCCGUCGCGACCGUUGUCGCUGAGAUCGGUGACAAUCAGAGUGUGGGAACGAUCUUCAAGACGCUCGAAGAUAUUCCUGAUCAAAUCCAAGGUACCUAUGUGCAGCAGUCGACAUAUUGGCUUACUUGGCUGCCUCUUCGAGGUUUCUUGGUCAUUUUCGAAUUGAUCCAACUAAUCAAACUCGCCCUGGUCUCCUUACGGAGAUUCAUGUUCUCCCAUACUCCAAGAGAUAUCAGAGAGAUGACUAAGCCUGGCUACUUUGAAUACGCUAUCGUCGUUGUCAACUUGCUCUUCGUCUGUGCGGUUGGUAUGAUCUAUGCACCUCUCGCACCGCUAGUAGCUAUCGGAGCAUGUGCAGUGUUCUGGUUCUCUUCCAUCGUUUACAAAUAUCAACUCCUCUACGUCUAUAUCUCACGAGCAGAAAGUGGCGGUCGAAUGUGGAAUGUCUACGUUAACCGGUUACUAGCUUGUUGCAUCUUGAUGCAGCUCUUGAUGGCCUUGACUACCGGAUUAAUCCGUUCACGAUGGCUCGAUUGUAUCGCCGCUGCACCCCCAAUCCUGAUCAUAAUCGCCUUCAAGAUCUACAUUUCGCGUACACUCGAGAAUCAAUUCCGAUACUACAAUCCAACUCAGCAAGAGCUCGAGCAGGAGAGGAUGUACUCAAUGUCAGAAAAGAGGACCAAACAUUCUGAGAUGGAGAAACGAUUCCUUCACCCUGCUUUGCAACAGGAUAAACUGUAUACAAUCAUGGUUCACAAGAGCCAAGAACAACUUGCUCGAGAGGUACUCAGUGCUUAUCCCUGGUUCGCUGGAAAGCAUCAACACGACGGUGUGGAAAUCAAAGCUGUUCGAGAAGAAAACCUCGAGUACGACCCCAAUCGAGACGGACCUGCGGAUGUUGCCCAUCAAGCCGAUUGGGAUGCUCGAUCGAUCGCUUCUACGGAAAUGCUCGGUGGAUUUGGUGGUGGGAAGAGCGAGCUAUCUUCGACUGCACCUUCACCCGGUGUUGAUACCGACGCGUAUAACCAUUACCCAUUACCUGGAAUGGACUCGAAUGUGAAUUUACCGUUGGAUAACCCAUCAUCAGAUUACCUUUUGGCGCAACAGCGAGAUCGAUCAGACGAGUAUCGAAAUGACAAACAGCCACCUCGAAGGCAGAACAGUCGACCUUACCCACUCAGUCAUGUUAGAGGUAAUCUAUCGGAAACUGACAUUGUGGCAAGUUCACCAUUGCUAGAACAUCAACAACAACAACCUUCAUAUGAUGCCCCACCAUAUUCCAACGUACCUUAUCCUCCUAGUGCCUACACUCAACCUCCCAUUGGGUACACACCGCCAACUAUGAGGAGGACAGCGUCGGGUGACGAAGAUGAUAUAGGUCAGACGAGAUGGGAUCAAGGUGAUUUAGAAAGAGGUAUUACCCAACCUCAGAGCAAUAGGUCGUCACCACCUCCACGAUCAUAUAGCAAUCAAAGUCAAGAUGAUCAAGGGCUGUAUGGAGGAGGAUGGCAGCAGCAUGAUAGAAGGAAUCAAAGUGGUCAUGGGUGGUAA
Messenger RNA from Kwoniella botswanensis, 3132 nucleotides. RefSeq lists its product as uncharacterized. Lineage: Eukaryota; Fungi; Basidiomycota; Tremellomycetes; Tremellales; Cryptococcaceae. Gene Ontology annotation, molecular function: calcium-activated cation channel activity. Gene Ontology annotation, cellular component: plasma membrane. The transcript is spliced from 17 exons. The record is from RefSeq and is a predicted model, not a curated record. The coding region runs from base 1 to 3132 and encodes 1043 amino acids.